UCCCACCCCGUAUGGGUGUUGCCAUUACUGCAAGCAGUUUGGACAUUUCAUCGCCCGGUGCCCCAUGCUCGGCCGUGGCGAUGGCCUAAUUUCAGGAGCUCCGAUCGGGCAGCCUCCCGUCUCGAGCUCACAGUACGCACCAAGCGCACCUCCUUUGUCGGCGGCCCCUGUGCAGCAGACCUCGUAUGCAACAGCUUCCAGCUCAAGGUCGAGACCUUCAUCACCUGCCCCGUCGGCCUUGAAUGCAAUCGUACCAUACCAACCAAGGUGCACCAUUGGACAGCAUGACAACAGUGGCAGUUGGAACAACCAGUACAGAGGCAAUCAAGGCGAGAUCGCGGCGCUGUUACGAGAGCUGGUGAAUAGUGAUCGUGAGAAGAGAGAGAAGCGAAGGGAGUUCGAGGAGAAGAAAUUGAAGGAAGAGCAACUUGCUAAACUCAAGGAAGAAGAGGAACAAAGGCGUGAGGACGAGGAAAAGAAAGAGACAGCUAGAGAAGCUCGCAUGGCAAAGCUGUUUGCGGAACAGUUUGCAGCUAUGAACAAGAAGAAAGAAGAUGAUCGUGACUUCAAACGAGAUCCUGCAAAAGGCAAGGAAAAGUACGACGACAGGAGCGUUGAUGCCAAACCAAGGGGGAAGGAUGGAGGUAUAAAAAUCAGUGACGGUGACGUUAAAAAACGCGGGCAAGAAGUGCUGCAAGGUGGCUCCCCUCUGCAACCGGAUGCUGGACGUCAAAAAACUCAGCUAGAACCAACGAUCGGCCCUCUAGACGCUGGGCUCUUGCUGAUGAACUUCAAUACGUUGAAGCGCGACCAAGAAUCCUUUUAGAAGAAUCAAGAAGCCAUGUUCCA
Chara braunii is the source of this 849-nucleotide messenger RNA. Lineage: Eukaryota; Viridiplantae; Streptophyta; Charophyceae; Charales; Characeae. The record is from the annotation of a GenBank genome assembly.